UAGGCUGGUACCCUUUCCGGAAGUGGUUGUUGGCCGCUGCAGGGCAACACCCCGGCGUCCCUGGAAGCGGGAGCCGGGGUGGUGCUGGGGAAGCCGCGUAGAGCCGGGAGCUAGCGCCCUGGGCCUCCCGGGGUGGGGGCCAGAUUCUGGGAUUGGCAGGAGAUGGAUGAGGACAGUUGGGUGAGCCUCCCCCAAAGCUCUGUGGCUCACAGUGAGUGCCAGGCUUGGUGGCACGCCCAUGUCAUCAGGUUUCAUCUGCUCGGUUGGCGUUGGAGCCCAGACUGAUCAUGGCCGGCAGACCCAUCCGCAUAGGAGACCAGCUGGUUCUGGAGGAAGACUAUGAUGAGAACUACAUCCCCAGCGAGCAUGAAAUUCUUGAAUUUGCCAGAGAGAUUGGUAUUGAUCCCAUAAAGGAACCACAGCUGAUGUGGCUGGCGCGAGAGGGCAUUGUGGCCCCACUGCCUGUGGAGUGGAAACCAUGCCAGGACAUCACAGGUGAUAUUUACUAUUUCAAUUUUGCCAACGGGCAGUCCACGUGGGACCACCCCUGUGAUGAACACUAUCGGAACUUGGUGAUCCAAGAGCGGGGCAAGCUGUCAACUCCUGGGGCCACUAAGAAGAAAGAAAAGAAAAAGAAAAAGGAAAAGAAAAACAAGAAGGAUAAAGAGACCUCCAAGAGUCCCCUGGAAACACAGCCUGAGCAGGGCCUUCUGCCUUCUUCCUCCUUUCUCCGUGGCCCGUUCCCUCUCCCAGCACCUGGGCUGGCUGAUCUGGACCUAGAUCAAGAGACACAGGCUAGAACUGAGGGCUCCCUUAAGAAAGGGAAGAGCCCAUGUGUGCUGGGUGACAACCCCAGGCCUCUCACGGGCUCCCUGCCCAGCAAGCUGCAGCCACUCUUCAAAGGCCAAGCUUCCCGAACCCACCAGAUCUUUGCCGAUGUGGAGAAAAUCUUAGGCAGGGCCCCAGCCCACUGCAGGACAGAAUUAGAUGACCAGCAGGGUCUGGAGAAACCCCAGCCGCUGACAGAGAAAAUCUACCUGGGGUUUUCAGACCCUGAAAUAGAAGAGCUGGAGAUGAGGAGCAGACAGCUGAAACCUGUCACGCAGGGCCCUGACAACACCGGGCCCUUCCAGAGCAGGCAGGACGCGCUAGAGAGCAAGACGCAGGCCGCUGUCCAUGCGAAGCUGUCGGAGGCCCUCAAGGGCCCGCAGCUGAGAAGGGAGGAGCACAGGCACAGCGCGGCCAAACGGAGCUCCACUGGCCCUAGGGGGGACAAGGGCCAGAGCCCCACUCCCUCACCAUCCCCCGAGGAGGCCCCCUCGCUGUCCCCUUGUUCUUCUGACCCCAUGCUACUUGCUGGGAAGAGCAAGUUCUUGUUAGACAGCAGCCCAGCUGAAGACCAGAGCUGGCAGGGCAUUUCUGGGGAAGCAGGGAGCGUGGGCAGAGGCAGGAGGAGAAGAGAGCCCCCAGGACUGUGGAUGGGGCAGGUGUCCAAGCUUGUCUACGAGGACGCCUCCAGGAGCGGCAAGGAAACCGAGCCUGAUGACCCUGAGGCUCCAGGGGCCUCAGCUGGAGGUCCACCCCAGGGGCUGUUGCUAAUACCCCCUGAUACCCUAGCCUCAGAACUGGUCCAAAGCGCCCCUGCAGGGAGUGCUCCUGGGGGGCCUCCUGCCGUUGAGGAGAGCCCACCCCCAGGCUCUCCAGAGCCCCCUCAAGAGGACAGGAGGGCGAGUGCCUGUGAGCCUGACUUGGAGAGCAGCAGCAGCAGCAGCAGCCUGGCCUCUCACCUUGGCUCGGAGGUCCUGGGGGAGGUGACCAACUUCCCGUGGGACCUGCAGAUCCCGCGGGGAUCUGAGUGGGGCGUGGGUGAGUCAGGCCCUGGGCCCACAGAGCAGCACCCCAGCGCCUUCCUGGCGCCCCAGCUGCUCCCCAUGCAGAGCUCCGCUGAGGAGUGCUCAGAGAGCGAAGACUACUCUGAGGACCAGAGGUUCUACCAGCACAUCCUGCAGAUGGUCAAGAUCUCCCGGCGGCUAGAGGGCCUGGGGCUGCCCGAGAGUGCGCAGGAGAUGCCGGGCCAAGACCUGGCCAGCGUGAUCUGCUGCCUGGCCACCGAGUCUUCCAGGCUGUCUAGCGAGGGUGAGCACGAGGCCGUCAGAGCCACGGACUCCGGGCUUCUGCCUUGGGGGCCGGAGCCGCGGGAGCAUCCUCCAGAAGUGGACGUUGCCCCGGCCGUGCAGGAGGCCUCUCGUCUCCUGCCAGGCAGCAGCCCCCUCAGGCAGGGGCUGGUCGAGCUGAGUUCCAGCAGAGGGCUUGCGGCAGAGCCAGGCAAGAUGCAGCUUCUCGACCAGGCCCCGGGCCCCUCGUUAGCCCCCGUCCACGUUCCUCUUGGGGGCCUGGCCCCGUUAAGGGGCCUGGUGGAUGCCCCGGCCUCUGCUCUUCGUGGACCUCAGAGUGUGAGCCUGGGGAGCUCGGUGGAGUCCAGUCAGCUCGGAGAACUCUUGCUGCCGUCACAGGGUCUCAAGCCUUCUGCUUAUGCAAAAGGUCUCCUGGGCUCCAUCCAUGAGGACAAGAACGCUCUCAGCCUCUUGGCUUUAGGGGAGGAGACCAACGAGGAGGAUGAGGCAGAGAGUGACAACCAGAGUGUCCGCAGCUCAAGUGAGCUUCUUAGGAACCUGCACCUGGACAUCGGGGCGCUGGGGGGUGACUUUGAGUAUGAGGAGUCUCCAAGAGCAAGCCAGCCAGAGGAGAAGGACGUUUCUCUUGAUUCCGAUGCUGCCGGCCCCCUUGCUUCUGGCAAGCCCUUCAGCCAAGGUGCGGACAGCAGCCUGAGCGGUGCUGACGGCAAAGAGCAACAACGAGGAGAGGCAAGUUGGCCCCCAGAAAAAGGAAAGAAUGAGAAGGAUCCUGGGACGUCCGGAAGUGUGGUGGACCCCGGAGGUGAUCAGCCUACCAAUGCCACUAAAAAAGAGGCACCAGAGAACCUGGUGGACGCAGGAGAGGAGGGUUCCAGGAAGGAAGAGGCAGCAGAGGAGCCAAAGGAGGAGGCCUCUGUCCUGAAAGAGAGCAGAUCAGAGGCGAGCGAAGAGUCGGAGAUCAGUGAACCCGGGAAGCAACUACAGCUCUCAGACUCCGCUGCUUCUGACCCCAGGUCCUUCCUUGGCUUGGACUUCGGUUUCCGCAGCCAGAUCUCAGAGCACCUGCUGAAUGUGGACGUGCACUCCUCCGUCCUGGAUGGAGCCCACUGGGAGGCCCAGAGGUUGGGAAGAGAAGACAAGGAUGCCAGCCGGUCCAGCCAAGAGGCGCUGCAGAGCAAGCGGUCCGGAGGCUCGGAGAGGUUAUCUCCCCCUCUUCUGCGUGGGGAGUGGCUCCAGAGUCUCCUUCACAGCCGGGCCACCGACACAGGGCCUCCACAGGCCCCAGAGGGGCAGCCUGAGCAGAAGGAGGCAGCAGAGCCUGAGGAGGGCUCUCUGGGAAGCCCCCCACCCUCUGUUUCCCUGCAGAGGGAGGCGCUCCCAAGCCCACCUGCCGCCCACCAGAGGGGCGAGGAACGGCGUCCCCAGGCCGAGGGGCCGGAUCCUGGGCAGGAAGAGCCCGAGGAGAAGGUGGCGGUCAGCCCCACCCCGCCAGGCUCUCCAGAGGUAGAGAAGAGGGCCUGCCAUGCCAGGCAGGGCCACGUGGGGAAGGACCAGAGUUGGUCAGGAGGGGAAAGAAGCGAGAAGGAAGAGCAUGACCCGGAGCUGUUAUUGGGGUUUUCGUGGGAAGCAAUGGGUGAGGCGGGGCGAUCUGCAGAGCCCGCAGCUCCCCGGGAGCAGCUCUCAGAGGCCGCGCUGGAGGCCAUGGAAGAGGCGGUGGCCCGAGAACUCGAGCAAGAACGGACACGGCUCCUGGAGUCCAAGCGAGAGAAGAUGCAGCGACUGCGGGAGAAGCUGUGGCAGGAGGAGGAGGCGGAGGCCCUGCAACUUCACCAGCAGAAAGAGAAGGCGCUCAGUUCCCUGAAGGAGCAGCUGCAGAGAGCCACCGAGGAGGAGGAGACCCGGAUGAGAGAACAGGAGCGCCAGAGGCUGUCCCAGCUCCACGCCCAGGUGCAGUCCAGCUCGGAGGCCGAUGAGGACCAAAUCAGGGCCGAGCAAGAGGCUUCCCUGCAGAGGCUGCGAGAAGAGCUGGAGUCUCUGCAGAAGGCCGAGAGGGCCAGCUUGGAAGAGAGAAGCAGGCAGAUCCUGGAGCAGCUCAGGGAAGAGACGGAGGCUUCAGAGAAGAGAGAGCAGGCUGCCCUGAAGGUGGAGAAGGAGAGGGCCUUGCAGCAGCUGAGGGAGCAGCUGGAAGGGGAGAGGAAAGAAGCAGCGGCAGCGCUGGAGAGGGAGCACAGAGAGGAGCUGGAGCGGCUCUCCUCCUCGCUGGAGGCCAAGCACAGGGAGGUGGUCUCCAGCCUCCAGAAGAAGAUGCAGGAAGCUCACCAGAGAGAGGAGGCCCAGCUGCAGGAGAGCCUUGGGCGGGCAGAGCAGCGAGCCCAUCACAAGGUGUACCAGGUGCUGGAGUACGAACAGGAGCUCAGUGGCCUCCUGAGAGAGAAGCGCCAGGAGGUGGAGCGGGAGCACGAGCGGAAGAUGGACAGGAUGAAGGAGGAGCACCAGCAGGUGGUGGCUGAGGCCAGGCAGCAGUACGAGGCCGAGGAGAGGAAGCAGCGGGCUGAGCUCCUGGGGCACCUGACGGGAGAGCUGGAGCGCCUGCACAGGGCCCAUGAGCGAGAGCUGGAGUCGGUGAGGCAGGAGCAGGACCGGCAGCUGGAGGACCUGCGGCGGCGGCACCGGGAGCAGGAAAGGAAGCUCCAAGAUUUAGAGGUGGAACUUGAAACCAGAACCAAGGAUGUCAAGGCCCGAUUGGCUCAGCUGGAUGUCCAGAAGGAGGCGGCCCGGAAAGAGAAGCAGCAGCUCCUCGAUGCGCAGAGGCAGGUCGCGCUGGAGAGCGAGGAAGCCACAGCCACCCAUCAACACCUGGAGGAGGCAAAGAAGGAGCACGCCCACCUGCUGGAGUCAAACCGGCAGCUCCGAAGAAUCCUCGAGGAGCUUCAGGCCCGCAAGUUGGAGCUGGAGUCCCAGGUGGAGCUGCUGCAGGCCCAGAGUCAGAGGCUGCAGAAGCAUGUCAGCGACCUGGAGGUCCAGGCUCAGAAGCAGCAGGACUUGUUGAAAGAGCUGGAGGUAAAGGACAGUAACGCUUCCCCACAUUUGGAGCCCAGUCUCCUCCUUGAGGACCUGAGGAGAUCCCCCCGGACGAGCAAGGAGACUGACCUAUCUUUGGACAGCGCUCGGCACUACCUCUCUGCUGAAGGGGUGGCUCUCCGCAAUGCCAAAGAGUUCCUCGUGCAACAGUCACGCUCCAUGCGGAGGCGGCAGACAGCUCUGAAGGCUGCCCAGCAGCACUGGCGCCAGGAGCUGGCCAGCACUCAGGAGGCGGCCAAAGACCCACCAGGCACCAAGGCCCUGGAGGACGUGUGCAAGGACCUGGAGGAGGAGACCAGGCAUCUGGAUGAGAUGAAGUCAGCCAUGCGGAAAGGCCAUGACCUCCUGAAGAAGAAGGAGGAGAAGCUGCAUCAGCUGGAGUCCUCUCUCCGGGAAGAGGCUUCAGAUGAGGACACGCUGAGAGGACCCCCCACCAAGAAGGUGGUGACCUUUGACCUCAGCGACCUGGAAGAUGGGAGCAGUGACAGUUCUGACUCCUGCCCCCUGCCUCGCUUCAACCUGGCCCCAAGCCCCACCUUCCCCAACAAGAUCCACUACCUGAGCAGCUCCCUGCAGAGCAUCAGCAGCCAGCUCAACGGGGUGCUCGGUGUCCUGGGCAGCCUCAACGCCCAGCCGCCACCGCUCUUCUCCAUGCCCGUGCCGCUCCCCACCCAGGCCUCCAGCAGCACCCCGGCUCCCCCCAACCCCUCCCUGGCCCGGGGCUCAGCCUCGUCCCUGGCUCAGCCCACGUCUGCCCAGUGGACCCGGGACCCGGGGCUGGGCCCCAGGCUCUCUUCCUCUGCGGCUCAGACCGUGGACGACUUCCUGGUGGAGAAGUGGCGCAAGUAUUUUCCAACUGGCAUCCCGUUCCUCAACAGUGGUCCUGCCCCCUUGGAAAACAGGCUGGGCUAUGUGUCUGCCAGUGAGCAGCUCCGCCUCCUGCAGCGUCCCUAUUCCCGAGUCCCUGAGGUGGGCACCUCCAACUUGCAGGACCUGAUCGCAGCUAACCGAAAGUGGCUAGAACAUUACAAGAACGACCCCAAGUUACCUCUCUUCUCCUUGGUGCCCAAGCCAGCAGCUGGUUCCAACCUCCUACAGCUGGACCUGGAUGGGAACAACAGACUGAAAGUCUAUCACUACUGAGGCGCUGAGCCAGAGGGCAGCCUGGCCUCUCCUGCACCCAGACCAUGUGCCCUACUUGCUGCCUGCACGUUACUCCCCUGAUAAAGCAUCCUCCUGGCCCCCCUCUGUGCUGCUUGCCUCACUUGGAACUUAGAGGAGCCCCGGGGCACCAGGGGAAACGGAGGGUGUGACCAGGAACAGUAAGCCACCCCUAGACUGUAGCAUCUCAGGCUGCCCUGUGUGGCCUGUGCGUGAGCCUUGCGACACUGAUGUGGGGCAGAGGUGGCGCUGGGGGAGCUCCUGCUUCAGAGGCCAGGGGACUCCAUUGGAGUGGAGUCGGUCUCUUGGACCUGUGGGGCCCGCUUGGAGCUCCCAGGGUCACAUAUGAGGUCCCUCACUCCCCAGAACAAAGCCCCCCCCCCGGCAUGUUUGUCCUCUGGGACCAGGGCCCGCCUUUCUAAUACCUCAGCCCUGUAGAGAUCAAGCCUUUUUUUUUUUUUUUUUAACGUCCCCUUUCCUGAGCACUCUGUCUCACCUUUUGACUUAUCUCAGGAUUGGGCCCAGAGCCCUGUGGGCGGUGGCUGGCCCCACAAGUUUUGCCACUUGUCUUCCCUCUGCUGGUCCUGGGCUUUCCUCAGGGGCUGUCCUCAGGAGCACUUCCUUCCCCCCGCCCUGGGGCUCCUCCCCAGAGCAUCCCAGCUACAUUCUCAGGUCUCAGGAAGCCGGUGAGCCACAGAAGAGACUGGGAGGGCUCACCAUGGCUUCCUCUUCCUGGAGCACUCGGGUGUAUAUGUGCGUUAUAUCCGUCCGUCUUUUCCACCUGUGCCGUCCCUUCUCAGAGCCUGGAGACUUGUUCUGAAGGAGGUGAGGGGCUGGGCCCAUGCCUGCCGUCUGGCACAGCACCCUGCCACCCUUCCCACGUCAGCGGGCUCCUUGAGGGGACAUGCAGGCAGUGCUUAACAUCUGCCCCAUCGUUUAAAUAAAAUGCCCCCCCCCCUUUUCUUGUCUUGAAAGCGGUGGGGGUUCCCCUGCCUCUCCACCCCUCAUUUCUUUGGAUAAGGAGCUGAGAUCCCAUUGGCUUGCUUACCCCCAGGUACUCUUUUGGCGUCAGUCUACCGCAUAGGAUGUCCACUUUUGUUCAUCUGUGUGCUUUGGGACUAGCUCAUGUGCUGCAACCAACUUUGGUGACAAUCCUGUGUUUUCUACAUCAAUUAAAUCUCUGCAGGUCCCUUUGCUACACA
Molecule: messenger RNA, 7579 nt
Organism: Capra hircus (goat)
Lineage: Eukaryota; Metazoa; Chordata; Mammalia; Artiodactyla; Bovidae
Gene: CEP164
Product: centrosomal protein 164
Exons: 35
Coding region: 288-6359 (2023 amino acids)
Molecular function (GO): protein binding
Source: RefSeq, a predicted model, not a curated record